Messenger RNA from Zeugodacus cucurbitae (melon fly), 2659 nucleotides. Its product is annotated as jerky protein homolog-like. The record is from RefSeq and is a predicted model, not a curated record. Bases 999 to 1511 code for a protein of 170 amino acids. NCBI's taxonomy places the organism in Eukaryota, Metazoa, Arthropoda, Insecta, Diptera, Tephritidae. Gene Ontology annotation, cellular component: nucleus. Gene Ontology annotation, molecular function: DNA binding. The transcript is spliced from 2 exons.
UAUGCAAAUGCAGAUAAAUAGUGAGUUGAAUUACAAAAAUUAUAAUUUUUUUUUUAAUUGUUGAAUUAAUUUGCAGAAAUUGUCAAGAAAUUCAUCAGUUUAGGAGAAUGUGAGAAAUUUAUUAACUAAUUUAAAGCCUUAGUAGCAAUUAGGGUUUUACAAAGGUUGAUGGAAUAUGUUUAGAAUUAUUAAAAAAAUAAUCAUUAUUAUCCGACGGCAGUCACCUAAAAAAUACAAGUUUCAUUUUUGCUCUUUCAAAACGCAUUACCUUCAAGGGAGCGGCAUGUUUUGAUUAAUUUUUUUUUAUGUGGGCGUGGUCUCGCUUCCAAUUGGGUUUUUUGUAUAUGCAGUAUAAACUCGGUAACCGCAACCCUCGAUGCACGCAACUCCUCGAUUCAUUGACAUCAAUAACUGCAACUUUACAUCUAAAUAUGUUUUGCUUCAGUUCUUUUUUUGUCGGUUUGUUUGUUUGUUAUGUAUUCACAAACUGAUCGUUAUUUUACCGUUGCUCAACAAUGACUUUCCACAAAUAUGGAAGCUGGGCCAGGAAACCGGCAAAACUUAAAAUCUGAUGAAUACCCAAAAAUGGAAAAGGCUUUUUGAAACAAAGGAGUGAAAAUGUGCCUAUACCCUUCGGUAUCGUCAAAGCAAAAGCUCGCAAUCUCCAUUAGAAAAUAAAAGAAAAGAUGUUUGGAUGUUUUCAUGCAAGUAAUGGUUGUAAUGGUCACUUGAAAAUUUGCAGAGAGAAGCUUUCCAAUAAGACAGCGUCCGUCGACCCAUUUGUAAUACGUUUUAGAAAUAAAAUCAAGGAGCUUGAUCUUUCUGCGGAACGACGAGUGCGCAUUGUUUUUCAGGCAGGUACCAGAUAAAACGUUGGUGAGCUUCAAGGAAUCAUCUGCUCCUGGUCGGAAAGUUAGUAAGGAAAGAAUACGCACAAAGUUAAGCUCUUUGUCAUUGGAAAAGCAAAAAACCCUAGAGCAUUCAAAAAUGUUCAAAAAAUGUCCGUUGUCUACAAGGCUAACAAGAACUCGUGGAUGACUUAUUUGUUUUUCGAAGACUGGUUUCAUCAUACGUUUGUUCCUGAGGUACGCGAAUUUCUAGAAUCCAAGGGACUUCCCAAAAAAGCUCUAUUGGUCUUGGAUAACGCCCCGUGUCAUCCCAAAGGCAAUGAGAUGAAAAGAGAUGAUGGAAUGAUAUCCGUUAUGUGUCUUCCACCUAACUGUACUGCGAUUCUCCAACCAAUGGACCAAAAUGUUAUUAAUUUAACAAAAGUCUAUUACAAAAAAGGCUUUUGGAGCUUUAAAACCACUCAUCUGAAAGAAAAAAUAAAGGAAUUCAAUUUAAGACAUGCUAUCUGUCUUCUUGCAAGUCCAUGGGAAAAAGUGUCAGCAAGCUCCAUUCGCAAGUGCUGGAAUAUGUUAAUGAAACUAGAUGUUGAGGAAAAGGAUCAGUUGCUAUGCAAUCUUUUAACACAUGCAUUCAGUGGGCUGAGGAAAACGAUAUUCCAAUAAAAAACAUUAUAUUUCUGAAGGAGCUUCGUGAAAGGGCUAAAAUAAAAACCCUUAAUAAGAAGAAAGUGCAGACAACAAUACCCGAUAUGUUUAAAAACUAAAAUGUUUAAUAAAAAAUAAGCUUUCUAUAUCAUAAAACGAUUUUCAAGGCAACUACCAAGAUUUCUAUUAGUUGCGGUUACCGAGUUUAUACUGUAUCUCGCAAACGAAUAAAAAUAUAUGAACUAAACUUUCUGCAGUAUCUUCCCUUACGUACCUAUUACACACAAUCAAAAUAGGUGAAAUUGGAUAAUAACCACGUCCAUCACCCAUACAAAGGUUAUUAAGAUAAAUUACUAAAAGAUCGAUGACUCACUAACGAAGAACGUCAGAAACACAAAAUUUUACAGAAGAAAUGGAAAAUGGGCGUGGCGUCCCUCACUUAUGGGUCAAAAACCAUAUCUCAGGAACUGCUCGACCGAUUGUUACGAAAUUCGGUAUAUAAUAUAAUAUUGACAGCAAGAGGAUGGAAUAUGGGUGAAAUCAGUUCACAAGCGUACUUGAUAUGUAAUUCAAUUUUGAAUUUCAUCUGAUUCGUUCACUUUAUAAUAUAUACGUACAUACAUUAGGAACCAAUGAAGAUAGCGGAAUAAAACUUUGCACAAAUGCUGUAUUUAAGGUGUGGCAUCACUUGAGGAAAAUUGUCGCAAUCGGACUAUAACUUUUCAAGGUCCCUGAUAUCGAACAUGAAGAACUCAGUACCUAAGAGUAAUUUUUCACCGGAAAUAUCGGCAAAUCUCUCAGUGGGCUUAUGCUGAAUAUAUUGUGUUAUUUCAUUAAUAAAUUGUGAGGGUAUAAAAUUUUCGGUUGCACUCCAUCUUAGCCUUUCCUUACAGGUUUUAUGUAUGAAGAAGCUUCAGCAAAGUCAGUAAAAAUCGUUCAAGGGUACAGGUUUCCAUUGAAAUUAUUUUCUUUUUUUUAAACACCGUUUUGCUUAUCAUAUCUUAUGGCAAAUGCUUUAAUUUCUAAAAAAAUCAGCUUGAGAUGCUCCCAAGCUAUGUGGGCACUAGUAGUCAAAUAUAAUUAGAAAAUUUCAGCAGAAUAACAUUUCUCCCACCUUUUUAUUAUUAGCAAAUAAUCUCCCUAAUCAUCUAUUGCAUAAGCUUAUA